Messenger RNA from Torulaspora delbrueckii, 1596 nucleotides. RefSeq lists its product as uncharacterized. Gene Ontology annotation, cellular component: membrane. Lineage: Eukaryota; Fungi; Ascomycota; Saccharomycetes; Saccharomycetales; Saccharomycetaceae. The record is from RefSeq and is a predicted model, not a curated record. Bases 1 to 1596 code for a protein of 531 amino acids. The transcript has a single exon.
AUGGAGGACAUAUUUAUGGUGAUUCUUCUUGCGGGCACCGCAGGACUUACAUAUCAAUGGUCAUUUAAUAUACUAUGGUUUAAACUGGGCCCAUUGUUCGAUAUCGUCGCAGCACCAUCAAAGAAGGAUGAAGUAGCACCAAAAUUGGAACUCAAUGAGGAUACAUUCCUGUACAAACUCUACAGUGAUUACUCAUUUUCAUCUCGGAAGAUAAUGAAGGCAAUGAGAGUGCUUUUCUCAGUGGCCAUGGCAACUUAUAUCGUUACAAUUGAAAUUAUCCUUUGGCAAAUCAAGACUGCAGAUGUUCAACAGAGGGCUGAUGCUGUGACCAAAUGGAUUUGGCCUCUGGUUUCGCUACUCUUGUCAGUUUUUCUCAUUUUGCUUCAACCAUGGUUUAUUGUCAUGUCCCUACUUAACAAGUUCUUCGAAGAAAGAUUUGAUAUAGAUAAACUGGUCAUACUCUCAUGUGGAUGCAUUGCUACACUUAUAACGUCACUCAGGUACACAGAAUGGGGCCCAUUUUACCAUACGGAUAGUAUGUUGACAAAAUUGUCAAUAAUAGGAAUAACAAUGAUGGCUACGCUGGCUGGAGUGGCAUCUACAUCCACUUUAUAUUCCACAUUUUUAACCGUGAAGAGGUGCUACUUUCCAACUAACAGUUCACAGAAUUUCAACCUCACUGGUUCCUUACUAUGGACUGCAGAUGAUAAGGUUGCAGAUCAAAUUGAUAUAUACAAGCGAAAUAUCCAGGAAAAUGUCGAGAUAGUGAGUAAAAUCGAUCAAGAGCCUGGUGGUAAACAGUCUGUUAUGCGGGAUCAAUUGAUGGAGAGGAUAGGAUGGUUUCAAGUUGAGAUUGGAAACCUUGAGAGAAUAAUCAACCAACCAGCACAUGUAAGAAAGCUUAGGAAGGCAUUCAGCUUCGUUUUCCUGAUCUAUUGUCUGCACAAGAUUAAAUCUACAUUUACAAGAACUGUGCCCUUCGUUAUAGCGCAUCUAUUCAACAAGGCAGGAGAGGCCCCAGAGUGGGAAACUGAUCCAUUGGCGACAACCGUUGCUGGAAUCCUAGAUUUCGUCUUUUUUCGAUUCACCCAUCAGUACGAACUAGACUCCCUGGCGAAACAAAUUUCCCUACUACUAUCAACUUCCUUAUUUGUCACUUCAUUGUCUACUGUAGCCACUACAAUCUCCUACCUAGUCGCACUACUGCCUAAUCGCUUUCGUGUCUUAGCAAUGUAUGCCAUGCAAGGUUCUAAGGAUUUUAAGAAACUGCCAAUGCAUAAAGAAAGCUCGAUUCACUCAGCUUUUGCGAAGCCCCCCUCUAUCAUAAAGAAUCUCAUGGUUUCUGAACUUGCAGGCGUCUACGUAGUAGCAACGAUCCUGUCUAUUCGAUCGAAUUUACCAUUCGAUGUAUCAGAAAAGGUGAAUGAACUUUUGGGUGAGAGGUUUACAGUCCCAAGCGUUGUCAUAGACUCUUGGUUUGAAAUGGUGUAUGCCAUUUCAUGCAUACUGACCUUCGUAGGGAUAAAGUUUGCGGAAAGAAGGUUCUCAUCAAGAAGUUCAUGGAUAUCAACUGGAAUUAAAGAUAGAGACAAUUAA